AUGGAGGCUCUGCAGAGACAGCAGGCAGCUCGGCUGGCGCAAGGGGUGGGGCCGUUGGCCCCCCCUCCACGCCCGUUGCUGCCACCGCGGCCUCCCCUGCCUGGCCCCAGAACCCUACAGGCCCCUGAGGGGACCUUGGGGAAUGUUGGGGCUGAGGAAGAGGAGGAUGCUGAAGAAGAUGAGGAGGGGGAGGAAGCCGGGGCAGAGGAGGAGGCUGCUGAGGAGAGCCGUCCAGGGGCCCGGGGUCCCAGCUCGCCUUCCAGCCAGGCUCCUGGACCCCAUCCCCACGAGUGGACCUACGAGGAACAGUUCAAGCAGCUGUAUGAGCUCGAUGCAGACCCCAAGAGGAAGGAAUUUCUGGACGACCUGUUUAGCUUCAUGCAAAAGAGGGGGACGCCAGUGAACCGUGUGCCCAUCAUGGCCAAGCAGGUGCUGGACCUGUAUGCGCUGUUUCGCCUGGUGACCGCUAAGGGCGGCCUGGUGGAAGUCAUCAAUCGCAAAGUGUGGCGGGAGGUCACGCGCGGCCUCAGCCUGCCCACCACCAUCACCUCGGCCGCCUUCACUUUACGCACUCAGUACAUGAAGUACCUGUACCCGUACGAGUGCGAGACGCGGGCGCUCAGCUCCCCUGGGGAGCUCCAGGCCGCCAUAGACAGCAAUCGGCGCGAGGGCCGUCGCCAAGCUUACACUGCUGCCCCGCUCUUCGGCUUGACGGGACCGCCCCCUCGAGGAACUCAGGGACCAGCCUUGGGUCCUGGCCCCGCCCCUCCCGCUCCCCCACCCGGCCCCGGCCCCGCCCAGGGCUCCGCCUCCGGCCUGCCGGCGCAUGCGUGCGCUCAGCUGAGCCCAAGCCCUAUCAAGAAAGAGGAGAGUGGAGUUCCAACCCCUCACCUGGCACUGCCUGUGGGCCUGGCCUUGGGACCUACACGGGAGAAGCUGGCACCAGAGGAGCCCCCAGAGAAGAGGGCUGUGCUGAUGGGGCCUAUGGACUCACCUCGACCUGGCAUGCUCCCCAGUUUUCUGCCCCGUGGCAAGGUUCCCCUGAGGGAAGAGCAGCUGGAUGGGCCUCUCAAUCUGGCAGGCAGUGGCAUCAGCAGUAUCAACAUGGCCCUAGAGAUCAACGGGGUGGUCUACACUGGUGUCCUCUUUGCCCGCCGCCAGCCUGUGCCAGCUUCCCAGGGCCCAACUGACCCUGCACCCCCACCCUCUACAGGGCCCCCUUCCAGCAUCUUUCCCUAA
Propithecus coquereli (Coquerel's sifaka) is the source of this 1239-nucleotide messenger RNA. RefSeq names its product AT rich interactive domain 3C (BRIGHT-like) (gene ARID3C). The record is from RefSeq and is a predicted model, not a curated record. The transcript has 7 exons. The coding region runs from base 1 to 1239 and encodes 412 amino acids. Lineage: Eukaryota; Metazoa; Chordata; Mammalia; Primates; Indriidae. Gene Ontology annotation, cellular component: nucleus. Gene Ontology annotation, biological process: regulation of transcription by RNA polymerase II. Gene Ontology annotation, molecular function: DNA binding.